Messenger RNA from Trichobilharzia szidati, 2214 nucleotides. NCBI's taxonomy places the organism in Eukaryota, Metazoa, Platyhelminthes, Trematoda, Strigeidida, Schistosomatidae. The record is from the annotation of a GenBank genome assembly.
AUGGAAAGUAAUCGUACUCAGUGUACUGGACCAUUUUAUACCGGACAAAGAGGUGUUUUACCGCCGCUAGUUACCACAGACUUUAUUUCACGUGAUCAAGGCACAUGUGCGCCUUGCUUUAUCCGAUCUUCGUUGUAUUCUGUACCGACUACUGCUGAUCUCUUGAAGACUGUUGGUGUUCCCUUUUCACUGACAAUAUCACCAUUCGCUGUUCAGCAUAGAGAUGAUAUGAAUAUUGUUAUAAGUGAUAUGGGUCCUCAGGGUCCUGUUCGGUGUAUACGUUGUAAAGCCUAUAUGAAUCCUUUUAUGAAUUUCAUUGAUGGAGGUCGACGAUUUCAAUGCCCACUGUGUAAUGGUUUAACUGAAGUAUCCACAGAAUAUUUUGCUCACUUAGAUCAUACUGGACGUCGAAUAGACGCCAGCCAAAGACCUGAACUUUGUUUAGGCAGUUAUGAAAUAUUAGCAACUGCAGAAUAUUGUAAAAAUAAUCAACUACCUUUACCUCCAGCGGUUAUCUUUCUCAUUGAUGUUUCUCAAUCAUCUAUACGUUCUGGUGUCGUACAAUUGUUUUGUUCAAAGUUUGUAGAACGUAUUCUACCAGUUUUACCGAAAGAAACUUUUGACCCGGAGGAUACUUCAAUGAGUCCUCUUAGAGUCGGUUUUGUGACCUAUGACCAUCAAUUACAUUUUUACACAGACUCACCACAACAAGGUACAACAACAACAACAAAUGAAAGCGCUUAUUACAAUUAUGGCAAGCCUCAAAUGCAUAUUGUUGCAGAUAUUGAAGAUGUAUUUGUACCAGCAGUUGAAGGAUUUCUCCUCCCGCCAGAUCCUAAUAUUAUUUCAAGUAUUUUAGAAAUGAUACCUGCACAGUUUUGUACAGAAAGUGCUGUAAGUAGACAACCAACAGAUGCAGUUCUCGGGCCAGCUAUUCAAGCUGGUAUGGAGGCGCUGCGUGCUGCUAAUUGUUCUGGAAAAUUGUAUGUUCUGCAUGCAAAUCUACCAGUUGGUGAAGCUCCUGGAAAAUUGAAACAUCGAGAUGAUCGACGGCUUAUCGGAACUGAAAAGGAAAAAGCUGAUCUACAAGGUGAUCAGUUCAUAGCAGAUUUACAACGUACAUUGAGAAAUCUUCGUGCAUUCAAUGCUGUAAUGCGUGUACGUACUAGUACAGGUAUUCGACCUGUAGAAUUCUUUGGUAAUUGUUAUCUACCGAAUACAACUGAUGUGGAAAUGGCUGGUGUCACUUCUGAUAUGGCUAUCACUGUUGAAUUACGUCAUGAUGAUAAACUACAAGAAGGUGAACUUGUUUUCAUUCAGGUUGCCUGUCUGUAUACCUCAGUGUCUGGCCAACGUCGUCUACGCAUACACAAUCUAUCGAUACCAGCGACAAAUGUUAUCACUGAAAUAUUCCGUUUGGUUGAAUUAGAUGCACACAUGAAUUAUUUGAGUAAAUAUUCUAUGCGCGCAUUAUUAAGUCGUCCACACACCCAAGUUAUGGAUGAGUUAACGACAAAAGCGGCUAACACACUAGCAGCAUAUCGUCGUAAUUGUGCUAGUGGAAGCGGUGGUGAUAUGGCCUCCAGUCCAGGUGAAUUGGUUCUACCACAGAAUAUGAAAUUAUUCCCCUUGUAUAUACAAUGUCUUAUGAAAACUGAAGCUUUCAGUCCAGCUGAUGGCAUUACAAUCGAUGAUCGUUGUUGGCAAAUGUUUUUAGUUAAUCAAAUGGAUGUGAAACAAUCAAACUGUUAUCUUUAUCCUCAUUUAUAUCCUUUGCAUGAUCUUUCAAAGAAUUUCGAAGGUGAUAUACCUUUCCCCCCGCUAGCGAUACGUUGUUCAUAUGAUCGUCUGAAAAUGGAUGGGGUUUAUCUCCUCGAUAAUGGCAUAUAUCUUAUCAUGUGGAUUGGUCCAAAUGUUUCAACCGAUUGGAUACAUUCAGUGUUAAAUGUACCGAAUCCAAAACACUUUGAAAGUGAAAAGAUUUAUGAUUUGAAUGCAUAUGAUAAUGAAACGUCAAGUAAUGUAUGGUAUGUAGUAUGGACUAUUCGUAAGACCCAUUUACAUUAUUCUCGGUUAUUAGUUGUACGUCCUGGAGAUAAAAGUGAAUUAUGGUUUCGUCGUUUUAUGGUCGAGGAUCGUUGUAGCAGUAAUUCAAUCUCUUAUACAGAAUAUUUAUGUCAUAUACACAAAGAAGUUUCUGGUCUAUUACGUUGA